This is a messenger RNA of Cladocopium goreaui, 2691 nucleotides long. The record is from the annotation of a GenBank genome assembly. Lineage: Eukaryota; Dinophyceae; Suessiales; Symbiodiniaceae.
AUGGCAACAACAGCCUUCAAAGCUGGGAAGAUCUACUUGUGGGAACACCCAGAGGACUUGGGCAGAGUCAAAGACACGGACGAUGCCCCUGGAAGCAUCUGGCAAUGGGAUGAACUACGCACAUUGCAACUGGAAUCGGACGCAACAACAUGGGCAAUCUACCAAUGCCAUUUUGGCGCAGACACACCCAAGCCCACCCGGUUCUUGGGAAACAUUGACAAGGAAAUGCCCCACAGCGGGUGGCCAACUUUUGAUGCAGAAGGUUUUUACUCUGGACCUUUGGGGGCUGGCUGUGGUCAUCGGUUCCAUGUGCGUAAGCUGAUUGGAAAAACCAAAGGUGUUUGGAACACAUCUCCAUCAGCAGCUUGUCCUUCAAAGCUCUGCAAGUACUUAGCCCAAUUGCUCUUGUCUCGCUUCGUUGGGGGGCGGACAGUCCUCGACAAACCAGCGCUUUCAGCAGUGGAUGGGCCAUCUCAAGUACGGCCGGCUACUGAAGAGGAGGAAGAUCAGGGCCAUACAGAGGGGACAGAGGACAACAUCUCACCCCUGGACGACGGCAAGGCCAAGGAGCCUAUCUCGUCUGACUGGGAUUUGAAGCGUGCUCGAUUGGUGGAUGGUCUGGGCCUCUGCUCACCCAACCGCUGGUGGCCUUCAGAUCGUUUUGUUUUCCAGCAAACCUCGGCAGCUGGCUUGGCCGAAGAUCUUCAUGAAUUGGUCCGGAGCUUUGUGAUAAAGAACAUCGCUGACUUGAGGCAGGCAUCCUUUGAGCUUGCAGUUGGGAAGAUGACUAAGUCUCCUUUCUCUAGUGAGGCCUUAGAGGAGGUGCGCAAACGUUGGGCACAAUUGCUGUCACGGCCGGACAAGGCCCUCUUCAAGGCUGAGAGACAGCCUUUUUUGCUGGAGCUUCUUUCUCAGACGUUACAAGGCUUAGGUGACCCAGACUGGCGGGUGCUCACAGAGGAGGUCGAUUCCUUCUCGUCAGGGGUACCAGUGGGUUACGACCAACCUUUGCCCCGAGUGUCAGCCGUGUUUCCUCCCAAGGAGAGAUUUCGAAAACUGGAUGACUCCGUCUUCAUGGAGGACUCGGCCAAUUAUAAGUCUGCAGACGGCAUGUCACACAAGCUGGAGGAGAAAUUCAGGGAGGAGGAAGCUUUGGGUCGAAUGUACCCCACAACCUUGGGGGCGUUGCAGUCGCGAUUUGCUGGACAGAAGGUGCUGAUAGCUCCGAUGGGAGCCUUGGAGAAGCCGGAUGGAGGUGUGAGACCUUUACAUGAUGCAACACACCAUGUGCAAGUCAACAAUGCAAUUCAAUUCCAAGAUCAACUGGAGUACCCUGGCCCUGGCGAUGCAGCAGCGGUGGUUGAGUCCUCUCGCUUGGUGCGGGAGUCUUGCUUUGCAAUUUCGGCUGACAUUCAGGCUGCACACCGGUUAGUCAAGGUCCGUGAGAAAGACUGGAGGCUGCUUUGUUGCAGGGCCCACUCAGACUCAUUGGUGGUGUGGGUCAACUGCGUGGGCACCUUUGGAGUCAGUUCCGCAUCGUACUGGUGGACGCGGCUGUUUGCCUUGGUGGGCAGGUUGGUCACUUCAGUUUUGAGGCAGGCACCUAACUUGCAGAUUGUUUAUGUGGACGACCUGCACAUUUUGGUUUGGGGGCCUGACAAGUUUCUUUGGUUGUGGAUGAUGAUUGCUACCUAUGAGAUUGUGGGCACCCCCUUUGGAUACCACAAGUUCAAAGGGGGACUGGAGAUUCCUUUCGUUGGUUACGAAUUGGAUUAUUACCGAAAGACCAUUGGCAUAUCUCUCAAGAGGGCUCGUUGGCUGAGAGACUUCAUGGGGGAGCUGGAGCAGAGGCGCUACACGGUGCCAAUGAGGGACUUCAACGAAUUUCUGGGGCGGCUGGGUUUUGUAGCAAGGAUUCUGGUUUGGAUCAAACCUCACCUGGCGCCACUUUACAGUUGGAGCGCUGCCUUGGAUCGGGGCUGUGUGGCGACGAUGCCCAAGAUGGUCAGGUUGGUGAUUCUUUAUCUCCAGUCUCAGUUGGAGGUUUUGACAAGGCGACUCAGCAGCUCAGCGCCUUUGAGGAGCCAUCGAGAGGAAUUCAGAACUGAUGCAAAAUGCGAAAGAGGCCGCAUAGUUCUGGCAGGGCACCACUUGGUGGACCACCGCUGGUUUAUUAUAGAAGUGGCCCCCCAUCAGGCCCCCUUCUUGUUUGACAAGGGCUUGGAAUCUAGCUGGGCGUCAGCUUCAGCAGAGUUGCUGGCGUCUUUGGCAGCAUUGCAGCUCUUUGGAUAUCUUGAAGACAAAGGGGUCAGACGCAUCGUCCCAGUAGCAGUGGCAGCAGGUACUGACAAUCAGGCCAAUGAAGCUCUGGCCAAGAAACGGUCGUCCACUGCUUGGCCACUCAUGCUCAUCAACAUGCAGUUGUCACAUCACCUUUUCAGAUCAUCAUUGCAGUUGACAUUGAAUUGGCGGCCGCGCGAUGAGAACCAGGACGCGGACGACCUAACGAACGGUCUGGUCGCCAAGUUCGAUACAAAGCUGCGGGUGUCAGGUGUUUUCGAAGAUUUGAAGCUUGAGCUGUUGGAACAGCUGUGGGCGGCACGGGAAGACUUCUUAGAUAAAGAUGCACUUAAGACCUGGCCAGCCAUAUCAGAUUCAGCCGCCAGCUUCAAGACUUCAGGAAAAUGGUGA